AUGGACUUGUCUUCCUUUCCUCUCAGGAAGGCUUAUUCUGUACCCUUUAUGCAAGAAGCUUGUGACAUACCUAAGGAGGGCCCAUCAAGGAUAUCUCUCAGCUGUCCUAUCAGCCGCAAGCGUAUCAUACUUCCUGUGAAGGGUCAUGGCUGCAAGCAUCUUCAGUGUUUUGAUUACCGGAACUAUAUCAAACUCAAUACGAGGAUACCGUCAUGGUGCUGUCCACUUUGCUAUCAGUAUGUCUGCUUUACUGACAUCCGUUUAGAUCAAACCAUGAUAAAGGCAAGUAAGCUCACUUACUACUGUUUGAUAUAUGCACAGAUUCUAGAAGAGGUGGGAAGUAAUGUGACAGACGUGGCUAUCUGUUUUGUAACGGAGAACGAUGAGAAUGUUGAGAACUUGAGUCCAGCUGUUUUGGAUCUUACAAGAGAUGAGAAUGAAAUGGAAGCAUCCGGAAACACUCAGAUUCCUAUGGUUAACCAGUCUUCUUCUGAUUCAAUGGAGGCACUGCCACAGUUGCCACAAACUUUUAAUAAUGAUGGGCAGCAGCAACAGUUCAUGAAUUUUCCAGUGUCAUCAGCAAGAGAAGUCAUACACAUGCCUGGUGCUCACUCUUCUCAAUAUCAAGGGUUACAUGUUUCUUCCCUUGGACUUUCUCUUGGAAGAGACUCUGAUUUGAUGGAGAGGUGGAACCACCACAACUAUGGAAAUUGCAUACCUCAAACUCAGUUUCAUCUUCCCACAAGGAGCUUGUCACCUGUGCAGGGAAGACCAAUCCCAUCUUCCAUUACAUCUCCCCAAACUUUAGCUUUCAGCUAUGGAGGGAACUCCGACCAGAGACACAUGCAAAGACAUAAUCCUGGUGGUGCUGGGGAACAGUUGCCAUCGCGUGAGUUCAUGAACAUGACUCCUGAUAACUCUGCAAACAUGCGCCCACAGAUUCGGAUGAUGCGAGGCAGCAUAACGCCCGGUUCCACAAGGUAUGACCACCUGAUCAUUCAACCUACCCAGCGGCCUGUACAGUCACAAUCACAUGCUCAAACACUUCCUCCACCUCAGCCAACAGCUUACGAUUACGUCCCGGUUCAGUCACAAGCUCAAACGUUUUUGGCGAACCCAAGCUAUCCUGUUGGUACUAAUGAAACGCAAGCUGGGAGCAGUUUAUUGCUCUUGGAGGAAGGUGUUGCGCCACUCGGGUCGUUUUGGUCAACGCCUCCUGAGACAUGA
Messenger RNA from Brassica napus (rape), 1227 nucleotides. RefSeq names its product E4 SUMO-protein ligase PIAL1-like. The record is from RefSeq and is a predicted model, not a curated record. The transcript has 4 exons. Gene Ontology annotation, molecular function: SUMO ligase activity; zinc ion binding. Gene Ontology annotation, biological process: protein sumoylation. Bases 1 to 1227 code for a protein of 408 amino acids. NCBI's taxonomy places the organism in Eukaryota, Viridiplantae, Streptophyta, Magnoliopsida, Brassicales, Brassicaceae.